Molecule: messenger RNA, 4070 nt
Organism: Corythoichthys intestinalis (scribbled pipefish)
Lineage: Eukaryota; Metazoa; Chordata; Actinopteri; Syngnathiformes; Syngnathidae
Gene: stx4
Product: syntaxin 4
Exons: 10
Coding region: 199-1089 (296 amino acids)
Biological process (GO): synaptic vesicle fusion to presynaptic active zone membrane; exocytosis; intracellular protein transport
Cellular component (GO): SNARE complex; presynaptic active zone membrane; endomembrane system
Molecular function (GO): SNAP receptor activity; SNARE binding
Source: RefSeq, a predicted model, not a curated record
CUCUGGAGAAGACAGAGAGAAAGAAGAAGAAGCAACACGAUCCCAGCAAGUUAACUUGCUGAAUGACAACUAAAGUAAAACACAAACUUUUCACCUUUUCAGCGCUGACGUCUUCGCAGCCCGUUGACAAGUCGACACACUUUGGUGGGCGACUGCGGUGUCUCCGGCUUGACUGUUUUCCGUUAGGAGCCGAAAACAAUGCGGGAUCGAACGAAAGAAUUGGGGAACAAAGGCGACGUUUCGGACGAGGACGAUGAGGGCAAAUCUCUGAUGAUCAGACCUGGAAGCUCUUCAGCCAAGGAGGAGAAGGACAAUGAGAGCUUCUUUAAAAAGGUUCAAGAAAUCCACGAGGGUUUAUACAGCCUCAAGAGAAUGGUUAGUGACCUUGAGAACAAGCAAAAAACGGUCCUGGGCGUGGCUUUACCCGAGGAAGCCAUGAAGAAGGAGCUGCAGACGCUCCGAGACGAAAUCAAGACGCUGGCCGGUCAAAUCCAGAGGAAGCUAAAGAGCAUCGAGCCCAAGAAGGGAGAAGAUGACGGUAAAUACAUAUCCGUCAACGCUCGAAUGCAGCGCACUCAGCACGCCGUCCUCUCCCGAGGGUUUGUAGAGCUGAUGGGCCACUGCAACACCAUCCAGGUGCAGUACAGAGAAAUCAACGUGGAUAGAAUAAAGAGACAACUCAAGAUAACUGGAACAACGGUGACCGACGAGGAGCUGGAUUCAAUGCUGGAAAGCGGCCAGACAGACGUUUUCACGCAAAAUAUCCUCAGUGACGCCAAAGCCACCAAACAAGCGCUGAACGAGAUCGAGUCGCGGCACGACGAGAUCCUCAAGCUGGAACGCAGUAUUAAAGAUCUUCACGAUAUGUUUCAGUACUUGGCCAUGGAGGUGGAAGCUCAGGGAGAGAUGGUUGACCAGAUUGAACACAACAUCAAGCAGUCGUCCAACUACGUGGAACGAGCCAAGGAGAACACGGAGAAAGCUGUUACGUAUCAGCAAAAAGCACGCAAGAAAAAGAUCUGGAUCGCAAUCUGUUUAGCAGUGGUUAUCAUCAUUCUCGCCAUCUCGCUGGCCGCCACCUUCUCCUGACGCAUCUCAUGUAAAUCCGGGCCAGUUGGGAAUGUGCCCGGCGUCUCACUUUUGCCUCGCUAACACUUUAGUCGGCCUUCCUGGUGUUGCGCCAUCCUGUAAAAAUGUCCGAUUAUUCAAGAAGACUGUUGCAGCAGCGCCCCCUUAAGACUGGAGCCAUAUUGUUCAGUACUCGGGAAAAAUUUGUCCCGUAUUAAUAGGACAAAAGGGGGUUCUUUUAUAACUCUUUGUACAUAAUAUAUGGUGCUUUCACAAACAUGACGUUUUAAAGCAAGCUGCCUUUGUGUAACUAUGCAGUGUAAAUAAAUACAAAUGUUUGUACCCCCUUCACCUAUCCUUUGGAUUUUAACAGCACCACGGACCAGUUUUUGUAUUUAUCAUUUGAAAACUCGGAACUUGUGAGAUGCUUAAGCACAUUAAAGUCUUCUUAAAUUGUUUCAUGCACUAUAAUGGAAACUUUCUUUCCUCAUGUGUGGGCUCUUAAAAUUCUUCAAAAAAUUUUUAAUGCCAUUCACAUUUUUAAUUCAUUUGAAAAAAAUGUAGUUUAAGGUAUUUAAAAAAGGGUUGCCAACUUCCUGAAAAAAUAUAUAUGGCGGAAAACACAGACAAGGCUGAAAAAGCAGUUUCUGCUCUUGCAUUUUAAGCCAAAAGAACUGUUGUGUUUGAUAGAACAAUAUGUCUAUAUGCUGCAAUAGCAGAUUCAUGGCGCAUUAAGCCCCCGAACUAUUUUGAAUUUGUCCGUUUUACCCUGGAGACCCCCAUUUACAGACGCCGUGCAACCGCUUCGGUUUCAACCCAGCCUCAAAAAGUUCAGAAAUUAUUUGAAAUGUCUGUCAUUUUUAGUUUAGAAUCAUUGAUUCUAAUAUUUGGUUUUAAAAAACAUUCACAUAUUUUAAACAAAUUACGUCACAAUGGAAAAAAAUGUCUGUAAAAAGGUCACGGAUAUCUACCUCAUAACGAUCGCUUAAUUGUAUUUUUUGUUACCGUCGCAUUUUCCCCAAUAUUAUAGAUAAUAAAAGAAUCGAUCCAAACAAAGAAAAAUUGAAAAAAAAAAAACUUUUAAAAGGGUAAAAACAUGAAAAAGAAAAUCACGACCCUUGUUAUAUGACCAUGUUUCACCCAUAAAAUCCCUAAAAAAUCCGGCUGUGGCCAUUCACAGCUGUUUUCUGUAAGAUGUGCUUUAAUGCUUUUGCACGCUAAGGUUAAUAAUGUGUGUUUAAAACUAAUAGUUAUAACUACAGUCUUAUUUAACAGUCUUAAAGCCUUACAAAAGAAAGAAUGUGUCGCGGAAGGUCGCAUUCAACUGAAGGACAGAUGCCAGCAUGACCCAGAGGGGCACAUUUCCUGUUUUAGGUUUCUAUUGCUGACCAUAAAGUUUCAACACAAUGAGACAAGACAAAUAACUGCCCGCACCAAUCUCUCAAGAUAACUAUUUCUUAAGAUGUGAAACUCACACAUGUAUGUUGAAACUCUGUCAAUAAAAGGCUGCGCUCCUCAGGGGGAAGGGAGAGAAGCUUGUUGUGAGCCACUCGCUCCGCAUCAACCUUCCUCCUGACGGCCGUCAGCGUAAAAACGUAUCUCCGUCUCAAGUCUGAUUCUUCCUCCGUCCCUUCCUAGGUCUUUGUUGUUUUCUUAGUUCAAGUAUUAAGUUUAGACCUAACAUUUUUCUCUGGUGCCGAAGCCCGGGACCUCACAUCCGUGUCGUAGCGGGACCAACGGGCCGUCUCCGGACAACGACACCUUUACGUGACUGGACCGGCCGUCAGUUUGUUCCUGCGACGACCCGGAUCGCCGGUGACAGGUCCCAACCGAACCAGGGAGGGACGGAUUAAGGUUGGACCAUAUUUUUGUCCAGAGUUGACGCUUUCGGUGUUGAUAACAUUUAGUUAUAAGUCAGGGACUUAUAAGAUUAGUUCGAGGGAAGAACGGCGCAAAGUAAACAGUUGAAAUCAACCCACUGAUAGUUCCGGGAACUAUUGUGCGAUAAAUUACGUACGUUUUAAAGGUCUAAAAAGUGUUGCGUAAUAUUAACUCUUGACGUACAAAGGGUUAACACACGCACGGUAUUUUGUGUGACAAAGACAAAAUAUCGUCCGAAAGCGGGUCGUGGAACUGUUAAAAGAUCAAAAGUGACAAAAAUUCAGCCUAGAACCGGAGAUAAAAACACGCGUAAACGAAAAAUUAACAAAAUCGAACUUGCAAAGUCCGUGCACGGCAACAAAUAAUUAAACGUUCGGCGCAGACAGAAUAACGAUUGAAAACUCAAAAUAAGUGCAGAGAAAGAAUAGAGGACAAGCUCAAAGUCCUCUCAGUGUGGGAAACUCAAAGAAAAAGAAGGUCUGAGCAAAGUGAACGAGAAGGCGAAGAGAAAGCAAGCACAAAAAGAAAGAGGAAGUGCACUUGUCAUGUCCAUAGUGAUAAUUGGUGAAUUGUGAUGUUGAAGGUUUGAGUAAGUUGUAUUGAGGACAGAGGUAACCGUAAGUCUAAGUAAAGAUGGGUGGCGAAUGUGUUUGGUUGUUUGGUGGACGUCCGGAGUGACAAGAAGGAUCUGAGAAAGUAGGGUUGAGAAAGUUUUGGGCGUGUGAGACGAGAUUCGAUAAGCGAGGGAACUGUUUGUAAAGAGCUUACAGUUUAUUGUGCAAAAUCGGAAAAAAAUGGAAGUUUUUCAACAUGAGGAGUGCGGCCCUUCGGUGGCCCCUAUUUGCAACAUGGGGUCCUCGACGGCAUCCGCUGGGUUUUUGCCCAAAUUAUAAGGGAAGGUUGUAAUUGCAGCUGGGAAUAUUCCAGCCUUUCCCUUGUACUAUUUAGGAUAUGAAUUUUAAAAUGGAAUCUCAUUAGAGAUAAAAAAUAGAUUAUUGAGCUAAAUUGAAACUUGUAGAACGCUCUUAAAAGAAAAUAAGAGAAUGGCUAAAAGAAAAUAGUUAAUGUUUUGAAAAAGAUCAACUGUUGAUAAUUAGCUAUUUGAAAACAAACUUAAAAGA